Erigeron canadensis is the source of this 2621-nucleotide messenger RNA. RefSeq names its product probable pre-mRNA-splicing factor ATP-dependent RNA helicase DEAH4. Gene Ontology annotation, cellular component: intracellular anatomical structure. Gene Ontology annotation, molecular function: RNA binding; ATP hydrolysis activity; ATP binding. NCBI's taxonomy places the organism in Eukaryota, Viridiplantae, Streptophyta, Magnoliopsida, Asterales, Asteraceae. The record is from RefSeq and is a predicted model, not a curated record. The transcript has 16 exons. Bases 9 to 2141 code for a protein of 710 amino acids.
UAGAAACUAUGGCGGCAAAUCACCUCCCAAUUCUUCAAUUUGAAGACAAGAUUUUGGAAAUUGUGGAUCAAAAUCCAGUUACCGUUAUUAUCGGCGAAACCGGUUCAGGUAAAAGCACUCAACUCUCCCAGAUUUUACACAGAAGCGGUUACUCCAAUUCCGGUAUCAUCGCCGUCACUCAGCCUCGUCGUGUCGCCGCCGUCUCCGUUUCUCGAAGAGUUGCACAGGAGCUUGAUGUUCGAUUGGGAGAUGAAGUUGGUUAUGCAAUAAGAUUCGAGGAUAGAACUUCAGAGAGAACUCGUAUUAAGUAUCUUACUGAUGGAGUACUUCUUCGUGAAAGUCUUUCAGACCCUGAAUUGAAACAAUAUUCAGUUAUAAUAUUGGAUGAGGCUCAUGAAAGAAGUUUAAACACGGAUAUUUUGAUGGGGCUGAUGAAGCGUUUGAUUAAACUACGUGCCUCUAACCUAAAGGUUUUGAUCACUUCGGCGACUCUUGAUGGUGAAAAGGUGUCUAGUUUUUUUUCUGAGUGCCCCAUCUUGAAUGUUCCUGGGAAGUUGUUCCCGGUAGAAAUAUUGUAUAGUUCAGAGCAACCUAAAAGUUACAUCGAGUCUUCUUUGAAAAAAGCUAUUGAUAUACAUGUAAAUGAGCCAGAAGGGGACAUUUUGAUAUUCAUGACAGGACAGGAUGACAUAGAGAAGUUGGUAUCAAAAUUGGAGGAAAAAAUUCAAAGGCUUGAGGCAGGAUCAUGUAUGGAUGCAGUAGUCCUCCCGCUUCAUGGCUCUUUGCCACCUGAAAUGCAGAUACGGGUGUUUAAUCCCCCACCUCCAAAUUGUAGGCGUUUUAUUGUGGCCACAAACAUUGCUGAAACCUCUUUGACUGUUGAUGGUGUUGUGUAUGUCAUCGACUCUGGUUAUGUGAAGCAGCGACAAUAUAAUCCAUCAAGUGGAAUGUAUUCUCUGGAUGUGGUUCAAAUUAGCAGGGUACAAGCCAACCAACGAGCAGGACGAGCUGGUAGAACACGACCCGGAAAGUGCUUUCGUUUAUACCCAUUGGCUGUUUACCAUGAUAAUUUGUUGGAGGCAACCGUUCCAGAAAUACAACGAUCUUCUUUAGCUGGCAGUGUUCUUUAUUUGAAAUCAUUGGACCUCCCUGAUAUUGAUAUUCUUAAAUUUGAUUUUCUUGAUGCACCGUCACGUGAGUCCUUACAAGACGCUCUUAAACAAUUGUUUCUGAUUGACGCUAUAGAUGAAAAUGGCACCAUCACUGAUAUAGGAAAAGAAAUGUCAGGGCUUCCUUUGGAACCUUCACUUGCAAGGACUUUAAUUGAGGCAAAUAAACAUGAUUGCCUGUCCCAAGCUUUGACCGUAGCUGCUAUGUUGUCAGUGGAAGGUACCUUGCUUCCUGGACGAAGCAAAAGCAUGGACAAGACCAGCAAAAAUAUAGACAAGAAGAGGAAGCAUCAUUCUUCAGAGCUUCCUGAUGGUGCAGGUUUGGGUGAUCAUAUCCAGUUACUUCAAAUCUACGAGCUCUGGGAUCAAAUUGACUAUAGUAUUGACUGGUGCAAAGAUAAUAACUUACAGGUACGAGGUAUGCUAUUUGCCAGAGAUGUCCGGAAACAGUUGUCUCAAAUAAUGCAUGACAUUGCAAAAGGUAGCUUAGGUGUCAAGAGACAAGAAAGGCGUAGAGAUAGACAACAUGACUAUAAGAGCUUAAGAAAAUCUCUAUGUGCCGGCUAUGCAAGCCAACUUGCCGAGCGGAUGAUGCGUCAUAAUGGUUACCGAACUCUUGGGUUCAAGUCUCAGCUUGUUCAGGUGCAUCCAUCUUCUGUACUGCAAUCAGAUGACGAAGGAAUGCUUCCAGAUUAUGUCGUGUACCAUGAACUUAUUUCUACUUCACGACCAUUUAUGCGCAAUGUAUGUAAAGUAGAGAUGCGAUGGGCGACCCCAAUACUACAAAGGCUUGAGAAGCUAAAUGUCAACAAACUCAGCGGUGGUGGAGUCGGUCAGUCUGAGGAGAUUACUGCAGAUAGUAACACUGAUUUUCCAAAGGAAGAGCUAAACACUGUCGUUCCUGCUGAUGACUCCAAAAGCAGAAUACAAGCAGCCCGUGAGCGUUUUCUUGCCCGUAAAGGGAAUAAAUAGUAAUGCUACUUCUGGUGUUGACGUUUUAGUGUGUCUGCUCUCUGUCUUUCCGUACCCUGGUUAUGAGUACUAUGCAUGCCAUCAACUUUAACCCAGAAGUGGCGUUUCAGGUGGCAUAUAAAAGUUUUUAAGCCAUCACCUUUUCCAGUCUCCUAAGAUAUACAAGAAGGAUUGGCCGAAAAGUUUUGUUAGAACACGGGUGUCAUACUGCAGUCCGGAAGGUCAAGUUGAUGUAACAGUAUAUAGAGCGGCAUCAUGCCAACUGUUGUAUAUUACUGAUAACCAACCGAUGGUCUUUGACCUGGUUGGUGUUUCACAAAUACAUGCACCAUUCAUCAGAACAGGAGAUGUUAAUUUCAUAUUACACGCUUCUGUUAUUGUAUAGCUGUCAAUUUGCCCUUGUAGUUCUUGAUUUGCAUUUGUGAAUUGUCAAUUGUGAUGCUUACGUUACAGAAUUUAUGACAUGAAAAACUUUUGAAA